AUGAACUCUUCAUACCGACCAACUUACACCAAGUCUCGCCACGGAUGUUCAAAGUGUAAAGAAAAGAGGGUAAAAUGCGAUCAAAGAAGGCCGGGGUGCAAACGAUGCGAGGAUGCAGGCUCCUCAUGCCCUGGGUAUACCUUGAGCUUGCGGUGGUCUGCUAAGAACCAACUUCAACAGAAAUCCGUCAGCUCUGGCCAGAAGCCUCGGGCGACAAGAGGCAAUCAAUCAAGCUCAAGUUCAACUAGCCAUAUGAAUGAGGGAGCAACCAUUGAUAUCACGGUAUCAACAUUGGAUCCCUUGCUAUUAUUCCCUCAUUUUGGAGAUACCAACCCGAUACCAUUCCCAGCACUGAAUGCUUCUGACAUUCUCGGGUUAGGGGAGGACCCUUCUGCUUCACAGUGGCCAUUUCCAAAUUUAGAUGCCUCGGAGGCCAUCGCUAUACCAGACGAUACGGCCUUUACAAAUGGCUCACCGAGUUUGUAUAAGACUGGGCGGUGGAACGAUCCGGGAACGGAGACGGAUCAUUCCAUCGAUAUGAGCUGGUUGCACGAUGAAAGUCAAGAAUCUCGUCCUGAGCUGAAUACAACACUUCCAAUUGCAGGCUCUCACAACACUGGAGACCCUGAUCACCACUCAUCACUAGCAAUACCGCAACAGCUGAGCAACCUUCCAACAGCUCUUUCUGACUUCUUUAUACGAGAAGUCAUACCACUUUACUGCGCAUGGGAUAGUCAAUCGAACCUGAUGCGAGUAGUAGCAGAGAGCUCAUGGCAGUCCUCAAAGGUUCUAUAUCACACGAUGCAAAGCAUGUCAGCCGCUUGUCUAACAAGUGUCUUUCCCGAACUAUCCACCACUGCGAUUCAAGAACGCUUGAUCGCCCUUCAAUGCUUGGACGAGGAGGACCUAAAUAUUGCAGAGUAUGUUGAGGCGAGAUUACUGGCAACGGUUCUCCUAUGCCACACUGCAAGCUGGCAUGAUCCCGGUAAUCUGGCCAAAGAGAGAUAUCAUUUGACUCAAAGACGAGUUCUGAAGUGGAGUUCGACUUGCGGAACACAGUCUAAGCCCAUGGUCAAGUUCUUCCAGACUGCGGUCGACUACUGGGGGAUGCUUCUGUCGUUCUUUACUGAUGUUUCGGGCAACUCUGAUUGUGAUACUCUGAUGGGGCCCUCAGAACCAUGCAACCAACCUGUGCUGCACCCUUUUGUCGGAAUGGCGGGAGAGACAGUCAAGACACUCACUGACGUUGGAAAUCUCGUAUCCCAAUACCGUUCUCGAGCCUCGUCUAUCAGAUUCAUCACGGAAGACGACAUGAACUUCUUCAAGAGUAAGAUACGAGAGGCGCGAUGUCUAGAAAAAAGAUUGCUGGCGUACACGCCUGCCGACACGUCCAAGAUCCAGGAUACAGGCGAUCCAAGAACAACGCUAGCUCACCUGGCCAAGAUUGACGAAGCAUACCGAUGUGUUGGUCUACUCCAAAUCUACCGUGUGUUUUCUGACCUUCUGACUGAACGAUACAACCCCUGGGAUGCAAAUCACAUUUAUUCAGCGAGACCGCCGUCCAAGGUCCCAAGCAAAGCUGAGAAGGACUACUGGUUGACGAGUCUAGCGCUGUACACCCUUGAACUUCUUCGAGAUAUACCAUUCGAAUCGAGAAGUCGGUGCAUCCAGCCUUUGAUUCUGGUUGCUAUCUCGAGCGAACUUCGUCGCAUGCCGCAGGAUGUCACAUCGCUAGGCGCAGCGGAUGAAGAGUCACGGUUCAUGGGACAGAGCAUUAUUGAACUUGCUCAAGCGCGGAACUUUGUGAAGAGUCGAUUGUCGGCGUAUGCUGAUGUCCUGCCCUUGAGGAAGGUGAGCAACAUACUUGAGCUGGUGACGAGUAUUUGGAGUGCUCUGGAUGAGGGGGAGUCUGAUGUCUACUGGUUGGAUAUUUGCACUCGGAAGCAGCUCAACACACUCAUUGGGUAG
This is a messenger RNA of Fusarium fujikuroi IMI 58289, 1968 nucleotides long. RefSeq lists its product as uncharacterized. Bases 1 to 1968 code for a protein of 655 amino acids. The record is from RefSeq and is a predicted model, not a curated record. Gene Ontology annotation, cellular component: nucleus. Gene Ontology annotation, molecular function: transcription cis-regulatory region binding; zinc ion binding; DNA-binding transcription factor activity, RNA polymerase II-specific. Lineage: Eukaryota; Fungi; Ascomycota; Sordariomycetes; Hypocreales; Nectriaceae. Gene Ontology annotation, biological process: positive regulation of transcription by RNA polymerase II. The transcript is spliced from 2 exons.